AUGCUCGAAAUAGCCUGCUUCAACCUUGCUUCAGUCACUGUAGCCACGAAAGCAGGGGCCGACCGCAUUGAGCUCUGCGAUGAUUACCUAGCUGGCGGAGUGACACCCUCCAUCACAUCCCGUAACAACAUCACUGAGGCAAUAACGAUACCGAUCAACAUUAUGAUUCGACCUCGUGCAGGACACUUCAAUUACAGUACUGCUGAGUUCGAGCAAAUGAAAUCGGAUAUAAAGCUGCACAAAUCAUGGGCGAAUGGCUUUGUAUUCGGCAUUUUGGACUCGACAAACCGUGUCGACGAACGUAAUCAAGAGCUGGUCCAGUUGGCAGAUCCCUUACCGUGCACAUUUCACCGCGCCAUCGACGAGGUUGAGGAUCUUGAUGAGGCGGUGGAGACUGUGAUUGCGUAUGGGUUCAAAAGCAUCUUGACGAGCGGGGGAAUGAAGAACGCAAUCCAAGGUGCUGAAAGAGUUGCAGUACUACAAAAGACGCAUGGAGAAAAGAUUCAACUUAUUCUCGGUGGUGGAGUUAGGGGCAUCAAUGCACUGGAACUUAAAAGAAAGACCGGUGUGGAUUGGCUGCAUUCGGCUGCUAUCACAAAGUCUGGCGAAGAGGUGGAUUAUGAGGAGGUGGUGAAAAUCAAGGACGUUCUCAAAGAUUACUAUUAA
Dothidotthia symphoricarpi CBS 119687 is the source of this 666-nucleotide messenger RNA. RefSeq lists its product as uncharacterized. The transcript has a single exon. The coding region runs from base 1 to 666 and encodes 221 amino acids. The record is from RefSeq and is a predicted model, not a curated record. Gene Ontology annotation, molecular function: copper ion binding. NCBI's taxonomy places the organism in Eukaryota, Fungi, Ascomycota, Dothideomycetes, Pleosporales, Dothidotthiaceae.